This is a messenger RNA of Esox lucius (northern pike), 2282 nucleotides long. RefSeq names its product phosphodiesterase 6G, cGMP-specific, rod, gamma, paralog b (gene pde6gb). The coding region runs from base 215 to 478 and encodes 87 amino acids. Gene Ontology annotation, cellular component: photoreceptor outer segment membrane. NCBI's taxonomy places the organism in Eukaryota, Metazoa, Chordata, Actinopteri, Esociformes, Esocidae. Gene Ontology annotation, biological process: positive regulation of G protein-coupled receptor signaling pathway; visual perception; positive regulation of epidermal growth factor receptor signaling pathway. The transcript has 4 exons. The record is from RefSeq and is a predicted model, not a curated record. Gene Ontology annotation, molecular function: cGMP binding; 3',5'-cyclic-nucleotide phosphodiesterase activity.
AUGAGGAAUAUAAGAGGUCCCUUCAGCCCUGUGCGGCCCUCAGAGCAAACCUAGCAUAGGGACCCACACAUCUGCUAGAGACACAGAGCUCACACCCUUCGAGGCUUGCCUUCACCCAAGCAGCCGUUGAGGAGAUUUCAUCAAGACAAAGACACUUCGGAGAGGGUGUUUGAAUACUCAAUCCACAGCAUACACCAAGCCAGCUGACUUAACCAUGAAUCUCGAGGUCCCCAAAUUGGACAUCAAGUCCGCCACCCGCGUCUCCGGAGGCCCUGCAACACCCCGCAAGGGACCCCCAAAAUUCAAGCAGAGGCAGACUCGCCAGUUCAAAAGCAAGCCCCCCAAGAAAGGAAUCCAGGGCUUUGGUGACGAUAUCCCAGGAAUGGAAGGCUUAGGCACUGAUAUCACAGUCAUCUGCCCCUGGGAAGCUUUCAACCACCUGGAGCUUAGCGAGCUGGCCAAAUACGGCAUCAUCUGAGUCCUGCAGAACAACCACCCCACAAUCCUCUGCAUCUACAUAAUCAACUUGUCCAAAGAAACAAUGGUCAUUUGUCUUUCACUGGUUUCUUCUUUUGUUUCUGCAGCCAAAGAUCAACAGUGUUCUCUCAUCUGCUUGUGUUUAGGGUCCUAUCAGUCUGUCCUGGUAAUGCACUGUACUUCUAGGAGCAACCUGGCAUCCAUCUUCCCUUGCUGGUUCUCCAAAAGCUUCUCUUCUUCUAUCCUCUUUUUUAAAUCCUCUCCCACGUGGAACACAACAUGAAACUUUACGAAAGCAUUGCAGCCUCAAAGUUGAGUAUACAAACAACAUACCCGUGAAAUGGGUGGGUUAUCAUUUCACGAGCCCCGGCGCUUCUGUUGUCAUCAUAGAGGCCUGUCAUCAAUGCCGAAUUUUACACAUAAAAUCUGAGUCCUGUGGAGAUGAGCCGGCUGCCGGUCAAAGCUAAGCAUAGACUGUAAUCUGUGACUGAGACAAUGUGGAUAAAACAACUUAUUGUCCCUCUCUUCCUCUCGGUCUUCCUCACGCUUCCUUGGUAUAACAUCAUUUAUUUAACAUAACCAGGGUUCCUUAAAUCUGGACUCUUCGUCCCCCUAUUUCUUUAACCUUCCUCAUCAUCACCUGUCCCUUUCUCACACUUCUCUUUACCUUCACUUUCUUUUACAUUUUUUAAAAUGUUUGUACAGUAUUUUUGUCUAUCUUUAUUACCUACAUGUUUUACAUUCGUGUUGGGGUAGGUUCUUGUUUUACGGCUAAGAGAAAAGAACCUUGUCUUUCACAGGCACCAUGCUGGACAUUAAAUGGAGGUGUGUGUGCAACAUCAAUACCAAUAAUAUAUAAAAUGGUCUCACACCUCAGAUCUCAAACUGGAUUUAAAUUGGGAUCCCCAUCUGAUGAACCACCUGACAAGGUGGAAAUGAAUGGCCAGUGCUAAUUUUGAUUGACAGGGGAGUCGUUUGUGUAACUUCAGGGAUGCAUCAUGUUCAGGCCUCUGUCAUCUUAUUUCAAUAUUUAACACAUGAUCAUGUGGUUUCAUAUCCAUAUAAUUUUUAUUUUUAUUAUAUUUCUCAUUAUCAUUGUAUGUUUACAUCAAGGCCAGUUCCAUAUUAGUAGCAUGCGUCCUUUAUUCAUGUUGGUACUUCUGUUUAUGUUCUCCACCUUUUACAUAGUCUGUCACAUGUUGGUGAGUCGUGAAUGUAUUGUGUUUGAAUUUUGAACAUGGUAUCUGUACACUGCAGUUCAUUUUGAACUAGUAGACCAUCCUUCAUUAUUCCUCCUUCACAUCCUCAAUCAGUGCUAUCAUCACAUAUUCUAGUGUUUCAUCGUCAUUUGAUUUCAGUCAUCCCAUUCAUUUGAUUUCAGAACAUUUCAUUUAACGGUUCUGCACUGAUAUUGGCUUACAAAAGCACUUGUUUUUUUUGGUUCUAUGCAAAAUUAUGGCACUGAUCUGCCCUACAUUAUACUGAGUAAUCACUUCACAGUAUACUCUAUACAGCCAUUUCAUCUAUAUUUACAUUUUAUUUUCCGUACCUUGUGUAGUGAUUUGUUUGAAUGGACCUGCUCAUCCUGACAAACGACUGAAGUAGGUAAUCAGAUACCGCAGGAUAUACAGAUUGUCUCAGUUUCAUGUGAAAGUCAAGUUAGCUGUGAAUGAUAAAUAAGGUGUGCAAGAUGGGCGCUUCUGUCGCGAACAUAUUGUACUACUGUCAUGUCAUAAAAGUUUGGUCUGCUCUAGUCUCUACAGGAUCAAAUGAAAAUAAAGCUUGAAAAAAAUUGGAAAAAAUGA